Molecule: messenger RNA, 2842 nt
Organism: Trachymyrmex septentrionalis
Lineage: Eukaryota; Metazoa; Arthropoda; Insecta; Hymenoptera; Formicidae
Gene: Fas1
Product: fasciclin-1
Exons: 16
Coding region: 443-2473 (676 amino acids)
Biological process (GO): extracellular matrix organization; cell adhesion
Cellular component (GO): extracellular matrix
Molecular function (GO): cell adhesion molecule binding
Source: RefSeq, a predicted model, not a curated record
UAUCGUUGACACGUCGAGCGGAAAGAGUGCGGCGCGCAAGAAAGAGAUCGAGGGAAAGAAAAAUAAAGAGAGAGAGAGAGAGAGAGAGAGAGAGAGAGAAAGAGAGAGACGAUCGCGCGAUCUCGCGCUCGCUCAUCAAUCGACACUCCGUGUAGGUAAUUAUCGUGUGCGAAUAAAUUAAUCUUCAGUUUCGAUUACGGUGUUCGUCCGGUGGAGAACUUCCGGUCCACGAAAGUUUUGAAGCGGCCUCGUGAAACGCGGGUAAUUAGUGGCGCGGUUCACUCCUCGUUCUCGUAUACUUUCGAUAAUCGAUUAUCGGUGAUCGAUCAAUACGACGAUAGAUCAUCCGAAGGAUCGUCCGCGUGGUGAACGUUGAACCGCGAGUGAUUUUUUGGUGAAAUUGUCUCGUGUGCCUAUCCCGAGGGAGCAGCUACGAGGGACGAUGCUGGCAUUCCUGUUCGCCGCGGCGCUCGCCGUCGCGAAGAUCCACGCUAGUCAGGUGACCAUGGACGCCAAGAUACGUGAUGACUCCGACUUGUCCCAGUUUUACCAGCUCCUGGAAGCUAGUCAAGUGGCCAAUACUACCCUCACGUACCGUCACGUGACCGUGUUUGCGCCCACUAACCGAGCGUUCCAGAAAUACAAUGGGAGCACGAAGAAUUUGGUUUUGUAUCAUAUGUCGAACCGGCCUUUGACAAUCGAGGAGCUGAGGGAUUCGAUAUCUUCCGAGUUGGAGGGCAACCCACCCCUUUGGAUCACCAGGAGACCAGGCAGAUACGGCGUGGACGUUUACAUUAACAACGCAAUGAUCCUCUUGGAGCAGAGCAAUUUCCAGUCUAAAUUGAAAGUUAACGGCGACACCAUGACUCAGGUCUUGCACAUCAUAAACGAAGUGCUGGAGCCUGUGCGAUCCAACUCGAUGGAAUCACCAGUCUACAACCCAAACGCUUUCCAAUUUCUGAACCAGAGCGAGAAUCUCAAUUUGGGCGACCAUCGCGUACGUACCUUCCGACAGCAGAUCGUCAUCGAGAAGAAGGAAUCUAUCUACAAGGCUGAAGGUCGUUUUACUUUCUUCAUUCCCGUUGACGAGGGUUUCAAGCCGGUGCCGAGGCCACGAUUGAUCGAUAGGCUGGUGAUCGACGGGCACGUGAUACCCUACGAGGUCCUCUUCACCGCACCGACGCCAGACAAUGUGCAGUAUCCAACCCUCGUAUUCUCCGACAAUCUGAAAGUCGUCAUCAGCUUUUCAAAGUCGCAAAAUAAAGUCUACGUUCAAUCGAACACACUGGUAGGCGAUGCGACUCACACGGACGGAGUGGUGCUGGCGGAAAUAGUGAAGGGGAACAUUCCGGUGCGCAACGGCGUCGUUCAUCUGAUAGCACGACCGCUCAUGGUCGUCGACAACACCGUGCGGGGUUUCCUAGAGUCCUUCAAGGGCAUCGAAAAGGAGGACGGACCGGUGUACAAGUUUUACGAGACCAUCCGCGAUUUCGGGGACGACAUUAUGACAACCAUCAGUCAUCUGCAUGACGUUACCCUCUUCGCGCCCAGCAACGAGGCGCUGAACGAGCCGAACGUGAAGCAAAUGCUGCAGGACAAGAACCGCAUGAAGGAAAUCCUCAAACUCCACUACGUCAAGGAGCGACUAACCCUCGACAAGAUCAAGGAUAAGAGCGUCAGCCAAAAAGCAAGAGACUUCGUCGGGAAGUCACAAGUCGGGGUGGCGACCGCCGCUGAGAAGAAGAAGCUCUACUUCAACGUGGUGCAGGGACCGAUGGAGAACCAGACCGUCACUGUGGAAGGCGGUGGCGUGAACGCCACCAUCAUCACCGCCAACAUCGCCGCCACCAACGGGAUUAUCCACAUAAUCGACAGGCUUCUCGGGGUACCCUACACCACCGUCCUCGACAAACUCAGGACUGAUCCGAUGCUCAACUCGACCUAUUUGCUGGGUCAGCGACGUGGAUUCAAUGAUCAGUUGAACGAUACGAAGAAGCGAUUCACGUACUUCGCCCCGUACGAUUACGCCUGGAAAGACGCAGCGAAUAACUAUCCAUCAACUACUAAGAAGCUCUUCAUGCCCGAGUUCAGUUAUCACACGAAGCAGAUAUUGGAGCGACAUCUCAUAAUAGCGGAUCAGGCGUACACGAUGGCGAAGCUGAAAGAGAUGAGCAACGACACCCUCAACCUCCCAGCGGCCAGGGACAAUUUAAAGCUUCGUAUCAAGGAGCACAGCGAAAAUGAGAGGUACGACGAAAACGCAAUCCGUCCAGAAACAUCCGGCUACCAAGUGGAGUGGGAGGGCAAGAAGAUCCGCGUCAUCCGUCCGGACGUCGAGUGCACCAACGGCAUCAUCCACGUGAUCGGCUCUGUGUUCCUCAAGGAUAGCGACGUCCGGGUGACGGGCGGCGCGUCGCUGGCCACCCUUGCGCCCCACCUGAUCAUGAUACUGAUAGCCAAGUGGCACCUGUAAAAGUCCUCAUCGCGUCGCAUCGUCUCGUAUCUGCGGCAGGUGCGUCUAUAGGAAUUUCUCCUUGGGGGCCGUCUCCUAUCGUCCUCGAGCGGCGGCGACAACGACGACGCAACGCGGGUAGGCACGGUCGAUCGGACUCUCCGAAAGGACAUUUAUUGUGCGCGGGGAAAUGAAGGGGGAAGGGGAGGAGGGCGGGGAAAACUUGAAGAAUCCGAAGGGAAUCCGGGUGGUGACCGGGAAUCCGCGAGAUCAGAGAUCCAUGGGACUUAAACGAUCCGAGGAUCGACGGGGAUUCGCGGGAUCCGGAGGAUCCCAAGGAUUCGUUCGCGUACGUAAGCUCUAACAAGAUCGCCAAUCUGCAGAUGUGAA